Messenger RNA from Cooperia oncophora, 264 nucleotides. NCBI's taxonomy places the organism in Eukaryota, Metazoa, Nematoda, Chromadorea, Rhabditida, Trichostrongylidae. The record is from the annotation of a GenBank genome assembly.
AUGACGAGUUUUUUGCCAUUUCAUCAAGGCUUUUUCAUAAUUUGCGAAUAUCAGGCAUAUAAGAAAUUUCUGGAAAAACACGGAAGAGAGAAGCGGAUCAGAGGACUGGAAAAGUAUAACAACGAGCAAAUGUUCUUCAUUGGAUACGCUACGGUAAUUCAUAAUGAGCUGGUGUGGUCAUUCAACGCAAGAUGCACUUAUAGACCAGGUUCUUACCGAUGUACAUUCUCCCAGAACGAUACCGGUAAGCAUGCUUACUGCUGA